AUGACUUGGGGCGGCGGCCUCUACCUCAAGGAUGGUGAGAUUGAGUCGACUUCACCACUCUCAGGAGAUUCCAGCGUUUCCACUGAGGCUACCUCGAUCUCUUCGAACGAUUUGCUGUGUUCGAACGAUGUAGCUACCACGCCGAACCAAUUCGAUGCAGUCAAACUCCCACCAACAGCACCAAGAAAUUUCCAUCUCGAAUCCGAGUUCAACAAGAGCGAGUACACAAUUAUUCAAUCUCCUAUCAGCCUUUCACCACAGGGUCUAAGCAAUUCGAGAUCGAGUAUUGACCUGCGAUUGUAUUCACUGUCGAAACACAUCAAACACAUGUACAGAGCUGUCCCAUCCUAUCCAGCCAAUCAUGUCAAGAGUGGGAGUGGGAGAGACGAGGCUCCGCAAACGCAACCUGGCAAGUGCAACAGCAUCUGCGCCAGAGCACCCGAAAUGCCGGCAACUUGGGAGAACGCCUACAGUCACUUGACGUGGCAACGCAAAGCCUCACCAUUUGUCUCCUUCUUUACCAACUUCGAAAUUGCACUACGAUGGAAGGACGACUUCCUUGCCAGGGGUGCAGAUCGCGUCCGCGUUUUCUGUUUUCACACCGAGCAGCUUGAGUCGCUCUUGGAUGCAAAGUUGCUGGCCGAUAAGCUCGGGAUCACUGAGCUUCCGAAAGUAGGUACGAGGCAUGACUACGAGUGUCUUGUAUGGCGCUGGGUACCUGGGGAUGACUGUGCCGGUGUCUACGAGUUUCCGAAGAAAUUGACUGCAUACUGA
Molecule: messenger RNA, 774 nt
Organism: Exophiala viscosa
Lineage: Eukaryota; Fungi; Ascomycota; Eurotiomycetes; Chaetothyriales; Herpotrichiellaceae
Exons: 2
Coding region: 1-774 (257 amino acids)
Source: RefSeq, a predicted model, not a curated record